UGCUCAGACUAAGGACCAGGAAUGGGUCCCCAGGAAGAGCACAAACCUCUUCCAAAGCAUGGAGACCCUGGAGAGACAUCUGUGCCCUACUGCAAGAACUGUGGGUGUCUGUGCCAGCCUUUUUGGUGAGCGCAGAGCAACGGAAAGAAGACUAGACAAGUAAAGCAGAUCCCCAGCCUCACAACAACCUCCCACAGCCAACGGAGCCCCGUGUGGACCCCAGGGCCUGGCAUAGGUUUGACAGCUCUUCUGCAGAUGGAUCCUCACAACAUGUCCUGGGUCCGCUACCCGAGCCAUGUGUCCCCGGCCGUGGAGGAUGUCAUUGCAGCACAGAGCAUCAUAUCCAGGUGUACACAUGUGUAUAUCAUUGUGUGUGUCCCACUGAGCCUGGCAACGGGGCUCUUCAACCUGAGCGUGUUCAUCCGGGACCACGUCAGGCUGGGGGCACUGGACAGAUUCCUUUUGGGCCUCACAGUCACUAGCAUCGUGGUGACACUGCUGUCCCUCAGUGCCGCUAGCCGGCCCGACUAUGUGCUCACAACCAAUCUGGGCUGUGGGGCACUCUCUUUCUUCUCCAAUGUCUGCUAUUUCACCUCGCAGUACCUGCAGGGAGCCAUGCUGGCCCUGUCCCUCCUGCCCGGAUCCUUGGGCUGUCGGCUCUUGGCAAGGCCUAAGGCAGGCCUGGCUGCCAUUGGGGGCUGCGCUAUCUGUAGUUCAUUGAUUGUGGUGUCUCUGCUAGGCACAUCUGGAGAGCUGCAGAGAAUCACCAUGUGCCAGGUGGACCCACUGACUGCAUGGCCUGAAUAUGAGAUUGUCAAGUUCAGCCUGGGCUUCGCACCUGCCCUCGGUCUCCAGCUGGUACUCCUCCUCCUGUAUGCCACCUGGCGAGCUUGGCGAGUGGCUCCUGCCCAGAGGGAUGCAGCCUCUGGGUGCUGGGUGGUACUGGCUGUGGCUGUCAUCACAUUUGCCUGCCGACUCUUCUACAAUGUAGCACUGCUGAGGAGGGCUGGGCUGAAGCUUCGGAGGGAUGUGGGCUCCCCCAGGGAAGAGCUGCUCAUGAACCUUGCAGAGCUGGCCUUGUUUGGAGAGAGCUGCAUCAACUCAGUGGCCACCCUCCUCCUCCACAAGCCCUGCAGGCUCGCACUGCUGGGCCUCCUUGGGCACCUCACCCAGAAGUGCAGGCAGGGGACAGACAACAGUAUGUCCUUGAAUAGAGUGGGGGGCUAGGCAGGGCCUGCCUGCUGGCAUGAGCCAUGCCUCUUCCUGCUGUUCAGGCAAUGGACCUUACAAGGCCACAUGGGUUUUGGAUGGUGCUUAAUGAAUAUUAGCUUUCUGGUGUUCCAUCACCUGUGCAAAGCAAGAUGGGUCCUCUCUCCAGCUAACAGUCACCUCCAGGGACCCUCAGGCCAAGAAUGCCAGGACAUGGUACAGAGGUUGGUCACAGACCCGUGGGUCUGCCAGCGGAUGU
This is a messenger RNA of Nannospalax galili (Upper Galilee mountains blind mole rat), 1468 nucleotides long. RefSeq lists its product as uncharacterized. The transcript has 3 exons. Lineage: Eukaryota; Metazoa; Chordata; Mammalia; Rodentia; Spalacidae. The record is from RefSeq and is a predicted model, not a curated record. The coding region runs from base 256 to 1227 and encodes 323 amino acids.